CUCCGACAGCAAGUUCAAACAGGGAGAGUUGCUUCUAGUAGAUGGCAACCAAGCAUAAGAAGCGAGGCGCCCGCGCCGCCUUCAAAGAAGAGACGACGAGCCCCAUCACCAAGUUCUUCAAUCCCGUAGCAUCACCCAAGUCCAUUAGUCGAGUCAAGUCGUCCCCACGUGCCAUCGAGUUUCCCAAUGCCAUCAUCUCGGCGGCACCUAUCGUCUUGGACGUGACCCAGUCACUGUCGCCACCGUCCCCUCGUGCAGGCGGCGCUCGAUCAACCCAUGCUACGGUGACACCGCCGUCUACAUCCCGGCAUGCCUUAUCGUCCAGUCUGAAGGACGCCGUGGGUUCGAACGACGACGUGUUCGACGUGUGCACGCCGCUGCAGCACCAGCGAUUCAAGAGGCGCAUGGUCGAUCAAAAACCCAUCACACCAUCGUCCACGUCGAAGUCUUGCAUGAACAACUCCCUGGUGUUUGACAUUGUCACGUCCCUGAGCACCAACGACCCGGACGUGGCCAACUCGGCGCUGCGCAGCGUUGUGGCUCUUGGCAAAGAGUACCCGACGCCGCUCUUGUUUGAAGAACUGCUCGAUCAAAUGCAGAACGAGUCCACGUACGCGCGCGCCAUGGCCAUCUUCUCGUCCAUGAUCUUCGUCUACGAGCAAGCGUCGCAAUGCCACACGACGCUGGCGUUUCCCGCGCAGUGGACCCGCAUGAACGACGUGCUCUGUGACGUGGUGUUGAAACCGGUGGACGACAAAUGGUUGCGGUCGUUGUUGGUGGUGCAGUUUAUGGUGCAUUACUUUGCACGAGAUAUGGCCCUCUGCGAACAACGCUUAGCGGCGACCAACAAGGACUGGAUCGGACACACCCGAUUGAGUGUGUUGCUGACCGCCACCUUGUCGCAGAACAAGCAGCCGAGAGGACGGGUGCAGAACCCCGUGAUUCUGGCGGCGGUGGGGCGGGUGGUUGCCCUCUGGGUCCGCGUGUACGACUCGGGCGACGUGGCGAAAGCGUUCCAAGUGGACGGCCGCGAAGGCUGCUUGGCGGCUACGCGCCUGCUCGAGAUGCUGCUGCGCCUGACUGACCAGAAGGAUAAUGCUAUGCAAAAGCUGCAAAUGGGGCUGCAGGCCAUGCAACGCUCGACGCGGCUCGUGUUUCUGCAGACCUUGCAAUCUCCAACGUACAAGAUGAUGUUGGCAACCACCGUGUUGGGUCGGACGACUGUAUCCAGAUGCAAGGACAUGGAGUGGUUUGCGUGCAUUGCCGAAGAAGCUAGUGUGACGAAGGCGUUGCCGCCACAUCGAGGUACGUGGCUGAGGUCAGUCUAAAUCGACCAACUAGUCCGUCCAGGGUCGAACGAAGCACCGGACGACGUCCGACGAUUUGCCGCCAUGCACUUGAACACGUAUCUGUUAAAAUCAGCCACCCGACCAGUUCACCGGCUGCUCCAACACAUUGUAAAGCAAACCAGCUAAUGGAGUAGUGCUAUGUAUUAUUCGGUCUCCA
Aphanomyces astaci is the source of this 1506-nucleotide messenger RNA. RefSeq lists its product as hypothetical. The coding region runs from base 42 to 1328 and encodes 428 amino acids. The transcript has 6 exons. NCBI's taxonomy places the organism in Eukaryota, Oomycota, Saprolegniomycetes, Saprolegniales, Verrucalvaceae. The record is from RefSeq and is a predicted model, not a curated record.